Dermacentor albipictus is the source of this 2279-nucleotide messenger RNA. Its product is annotated as Na(+)/citrate cotransporter-like. Gene Ontology annotation, biological process: citrate transport. Gene Ontology annotation, cellular component: membrane. The record is from RefSeq and is a predicted model, not a curated record. Gene Ontology annotation, molecular function: citrate transmembrane transporter activity; succinate transmembrane transporter activity. NCBI's taxonomy places the organism in Eukaryota, Metazoa, Arthropoda, Arachnida, Ixodida, Ixodidae.
GCGACGACGAGGUAAGGUCGCCAUGCAUCGUGGAGCCGUUUCUACACAGGGCCUAUUUCCUCUGGUAUUCGCCGUCAGCGCUCCAUUUGUCCUGUCGCCGCUGCUUAACGAAAGUGCCCCGUUCCGCCUGGUCUACGCGCUGUGCUGCUCCGCGCUGCUGUACACAUCACGCGCCGUCCCGGUGCAGACGGUGGCGCUGCCAUCGCUGGCUCUGCUCCCGCCGUUGGCCUCCCCGGAGGCGUCUCGCGACGCCUGGCUGUCGGCGAUGCGGCUCGUGGCGGCGGCGCUGCUGUGCGGCAGCGUCACGGAGUCGAGCAGCCUGGUGGCGCGCGUGGCGCUUCGCCUUCUCUCCCUGGCCGGAGUGCGCGUGUGCAAGAUGGCGCUGGCGCUGGCCGUGGCGGCCGGACUGCUGGCGGUGCUGCUGAGCGCCGCCAGCACGGCCCUCGGGACCUUCUUCCUGGCCGCCGUCUGCUCGCAACUGACACGGUUGCUGCGGUCCGGGCCCCUCGAGGAAAUUCAGCGCCGCUGCCUCCUCCGCAAGGUGACGCGCGAGCUCGCGCCCACGGAGCGCCGCGUCCUGGCCCGGUUGAUCUGCCGCGAGCAGUGUCCGCUUCCAGCGCGGCGGCACAGAACCAGGUCACCGGACACCGAGCAGCAGGAAACUGAGGAAUCGAGCGGCCUGCUGCGCGGAUUCGACUUGAAGCCGGAUGUGAAGCAGCCGGCGGCGCACGCCAAGUCGGAUUCGAGAACUAAGUGGGCGCCGCCCAACCUAACGCCGCCAAUCCCUGGGCCCCGUCGCACGUCGCGCAUCAAGCUCCUGCUUCCACCGGAGAAGCCGACGGACGACGUGGCCUCGCAGCGGAUCGUCGCGCCGGGGGAGUCGUCGCCCGAUUGGAUCAAGCGCACACUCCGCGACGAGCACGCCGAGUUCCUGGAGCCGAUUGUGCUUGGCAACCCUCAGCUCAUGGAGAUAUACCUCUGGCACAGCUCGCGUUACACCAAGUUGGAGGGCUACCUGCUGUACAGCACGCUACUGGUGCAUUCUCUCGUCUCCAUGACGUCGUUCACGGGUAGCCCGGAGUACCGCCUCAUGAUCGACUACGAUCGACGGGUGCCCCACACUCGCCGCCUCAGCUCGGCCCAGUGGCAGUGCGUGGUGCUCCCCGCAGUGGCCGCCUCGUGCGCCGUGUUCGGUUACUACGUCGCCAGGGUGCUGCUCGAAAACUAUGACGCGGAAGAGGACUUCCAGUCAGCCAGGAUCUUUUGCGCUGCCGUCGCCGAGGCUGGCCGAAGUGUCGCAGCCGAAAGUUCUAGUCUGCGGUACACCACUGACGCGAAACAAACAUCGCUGCAGAGGUACUACGAGUUGUUCCCGCUUCUCUGCCUGGCCCUCUGGGUUAUGUUCAACAUUUAUCUCAGGACGUCGGAGGAGAAGCUGGUGACCGACUACGGGGUGCUGGUGCCGCUGCUAGGGUGGAUGUCGGUGUUCACGCAGCCGAGGGCGCUGGGCAGACGAGUCGCAGAGCCCGUGGAGCGUGUGGUGCGCACACUGCCCUGGGGCGCCCUGCUGCUUGUCGGAUGCCAGCUGGCCGCGCACGCCGCCUGGCCGAGCUUCGCCCCAGCUGCCGGCACGGCGUCUGUCCGGCUGGCCCACUCCCUCGGCGGUCAGAGGCCCGUCGUGAUCCAGCUGGCGCUCACCAGUGUCUCCUGUCUGCUCACGGAGUUCCUGGGCGCGCACCAAACCGUGGCUCUGCUGCUGCCCGCCGCGGCCAUUCUGGCACAGCAGCGCAAGUGCCCGUGGCCCUACCUGGCGGUGCCGCUGACUGCCGCCUCGUCCAUCGGGGUCAUCCUGCCGACGGCGUCCGUCACCAUGGCCAUCGUGCACGACCUGGCCAACCUGAAACCUGACGUCACGGUACUGCCAGGUAUCCUGACGAAGGUGUCGGCCAUGCUGGCGCUCGUGCUCGGAGCCAACACGUUGGGCAGCCUGCUGCUCGGCUGGACGAUACCGGUCGAGGUGGCCGACUACGGACUCAACGCCAGUGACCUGGUCGCUGGCGCUGACGGCGAGCACGGCGUCUAGAUUCGCCCCGCGGAACGCCAAGCGCGUCGCUUCUUCACCCACACAUGACGCGCAGCGAUUGAUGCAGCCAAUGACGUAUUCAGAUACGGUGUUUAUUGCACGCAAUACAAACUAUCCCAUAUAUUGGAAGCACCAGAUCUCAAAGGGACAAUAAAAGCAAACUAAAAAAGAAACUAGCUCAAUGAACGAAUGAAUG